Thlaspi arvense is the source of this 219-nucleotide messenger RNA. Lineage: Eukaryota; Viridiplantae; Streptophyta; Magnoliopsida; Brassicales; Brassicaceae. The record is from the annotation of a GenBank genome assembly.
GUGGGUAAUAAGUCGGAUUGUGUUAGCUUCCAUCUUCGUACUUCAGAUGCAAUUAACAUAGCUGUCAGAUGCAAGCCAUCGGGUCUGGAAAUAUCAAAACAAACACCUGGUUCAGAUGGUUUAUUAUUUACUGAACUAGACCAGCCAAAUGCUCAGCCUUGUCUUGAUACAAAAGAGUUUGAUCUGUUGAGCAACAUAAUGCAAGCUGUUGAUGAAGCC